Molecule: messenger RNA, 2111 nt
Organism: Podarcis raffonei (Aeolian wall lizard)
Lineage: Eukaryota; Metazoa; Chordata; Lepidosauria; Squamata; Lacertidae
Gene: ADA2
Product: adenosine deaminase 2
Exons: 10
Coding region: 132-1667 (511 amino acids)
Biological process (GO): inosine biosynthetic process; adenosine catabolic process
Molecular function (GO): adenosine deaminase activity
Source: RefSeq, a predicted model, not a curated record
AGCAGGUGGCAAGUUGUUUAUCUGCUCAGCUGUUGUGCAUGGCCUGACAGAGACAGACAAAAGCAGCUGAGAGGAGGAAGGAAAUAAAAGGUCUCCCUCACACUCUACCUUAAAGGUGCAUCCCUCAAGUGAUGUCUCAAGUAGCUCAGAGAACUAAAUGGCCAGUGAUCAUCGUUUUCAGUUGGGUUUCUCUUUGUGUAUCCAUGCCAUUAUGGAAUGAGCGGGACUUACUAAUUGAAAAGGAGAAUGCCAGUCGUGUAGGUGGAAACCUUGUGCUAACAGAACUUGAAGAAGAUGCCAAUAAGAAGCUCAUGCAUCUCAAAGAGAAGGAAGUAGCUGAAGCUAUGAAAACAGGACUGUUUCCACCCAGCAUGCAUUUCUUCAAAGCCAAACACCUCAUUGAUCAAAGUAAUGUUUUCAGCAUCUUACAAAAGAUGCCCAAAGGUGGUGUUUUACACUUGCAUGACUAUGCUAUAUUGAGUGUUGACUGGCUAGUGUACAAUGCCAGCUACCUGCCAAACUGUUACAUCUGCUUCACCCCUUUAUGGGAUGUCCGCUUCAAGUUCUCCAGUCCUCUUCCUCCCAAGGAUCUGCCUCCUGAUUGCUCUGAGUGGGUGCUGUUAGAGACCUACCGUAAUAACCUGAAGGAUAUAACUGGAUUUGAUAAGAGUUUGUUGAGCAACCUCACUCUAGUAACAGAUAUUCCAGAGGUGACCUACCCUUCUCAGACUAUCAUCUGGAAGAGAUUUGAAAAUGCCUUCAUCGCUGCUUCUGGCCUUAUCAGCUAUGCACCUGUGUUCAAGGCCUAUUUCUACCAGGGGCUGUUGGAGCUCUAUGAAGAUAACGUACAAUAUGCUGAGAUAAGGGCUAUGCUGCCACCGGUAUAUGAGUUGGAUGGUACCAUGCAUGACAAAUCCUGGUCUAUGGCAGUUUAUCAAAGCACAACCCAACAGUUUGUAAAGGACCACCCAGACUUUGUUAGUGCAAAGAUUAUAUACACAGCACACAGAAAUGAGAAUGUCGCCCAAAUUGAAGAAGCUGUCUGUGCAGCUGUGGCACUCAGAGCAGAGUUCCCGGAAACUAUGGCAGGCUUUGAUUUGGUUGGCUGGGAAGAUGGAGGAAAGGCCCUCUGGGAACUCAAGGAUGCCUUGACCCUUCCGGAAACUCUGGGAGAUAAAUUGCCAUAUUUCUUUCAUGCUGGUGAGACAAACUGGGAAGGCACCUCUGUAGAUAGAAAUUUGUUCGAUGCUCUGCUGUUGAACACCAGCAGGAUUGGCCAUGGAUUUGCCAUCACCAAGCACCCAGAAGCUAAGAAUCUGGCUUUGAAGAUGGAUAUUCCUAUAGAAGUCUGCCCUAUUUCUAACCAGGUCCUGAUGUUAGUAUCAGAUCUCAGGAACCAUCCUGCUGCAGUCCUGAUGGCAGAGGGUCACCACAUCGUGGUUUCCUCUGAUGAUCCAUCCAUCUUUGGAGCAAAGGGUCUGUCAUAUGACCUUUAUGAGAUGUUCAUGGGCAUUGGAGGGAUGAGUGCUGAUCUGAGGACUUUGAAACAACUAGCACUAAACUCUCUAAACUACAGCAGUAUGCAACCUGGUCAAAAGAAAAAGGCCCUGGAGAUCUGGCAAAAAAAGUGGGACCAGUUCAUAGCUUCAGUCUGUGCAGCAAGCUAGACACAGAGGCACAAAAGACUUCUUCGCUUUAAGCAUGGUACUCUGAUCAGAUGACAGCUAAUGUCAAUAUAAAUUUGUCUUGUCUCUUGUACAUUUCAGUACCUGAGCAAAGUGCCCUUUUAAUUAUGCUGCAAAUGCUCCAAAUCAAUGACUGAUCAAAAUGCACUCCUUAAAGGUGGAACUAGGUGUGCUUCAACUCCAUCAGCUAUUGUUGUCCUGAACCCUUCUUGUCAUCCCUAGAUAUUUAGCACAAAUUAGGCCUUUUAGCCCUAGCUAGCCACUGCCUCUGGUAAUAUUUUGUCAUAAAAUGUGCCUUAGGAGCUUGAAGAAGCCCCUUCCCCUCAAGGUAGAAAGGUAGUAUUCUAGUUUUACCAUGCAACUACAGGAAAAGGUAUAACUGGGCUACUUCCUUUGGAAUUCUGAAAUUCUCAGGUUUUAUUUUAA